UUGCCGUAUGGACGCAUGGCGAGCUGGGCUGUCAGUGGUGGAGACGGCUGUAGACGGAUGUACGUACGGACUCGGCAAUGUCAUCCUCGUCGGACUGGCGGAACUUCUUGGAGCCCUUGUUCUGCUUCUUGGCCGUCUGGUUGUUGCGCGGCACGGGCGAGUUCUUGAAGGGAAUGCUGCCCCGCUGCUGGCCGAAGAAGUUGACGGUGGCGGAGGCGGACUGGCUCUGGGCCGGCGACUGGGGCGCGGCGGGCGCAGAGGCUUUGGAAGACGCGGCGGCCGAGGGGGGGUUCGACGACAUGAUGCCACCCGCGCGAGGGGCUCUCGAUGACGACGGUCCGGCGCAGAGCUCGCUUCACACGGCGACGCUCUUCACACGGCAGACGCUCUCUUUACACGACGACAAAGGAAAGAGCGCACAGCAAGGCUAAGAUAUACAGUGUGAGGUUGCGGGCACGGUUGUGGGUUGUGGGCUGGGUCCCCCCGAGGGAUGGACUGGGAGAGUCACAGAGGUGGCGAUCGGGUGGAUAGACCAGGGCAUCAUCGCGGCUGGACCAGCGUCACGUGUUCGGCCGUGUCUGGGCUGCGUGCGGACCUGCGCGCGAGAGCC
This is a messenger RNA of Boeremia exigua, 610 nucleotides long. RefSeq lists its product as uncharacterized. The record is from RefSeq and is a predicted model, not a curated record. NCBI's taxonomy places the organism in Eukaryota, Fungi, Ascomycota, Dothideomycetes, Pleosporales, Didymellaceae. The coding region runs from base 78 to 431 and encodes 117 amino acids. The transcript has a single exon.